AUGACGCACCAACCUUCGCCUAUCAUAGUCAAUGGCUCAGGAAGAAUUGACAUCAUCACAAAUGGGCAGAAGCAUGCGGAUGGAUCACUUCGAAUUGAGAGGGUGUUUCCAAUCCGUAUCGAAACAGAGUCAGUUCUUGAUACGAAGCCCAAUGACUAUGGUGUUGCGAAAUCUCAUGAAGUGCCAGAUGAUACAGGUUCGGCAAAUGUUCCGGUUGAAGUACCUGAGACUGAAGGUGGAAUUAAUCAAAGGCACCCAAAAGUAGUUUUGGCAGAAUCCUGCCAGCCAUCAUCGCAGUCUCAACACACUUUCAUUACAACGUCAACCCAUCAUUUGAUCUCUGACAGUAAACCCACUCCCAACUAUGCUAUUAAUGAGAUUGUUCGUCGUUGUGAAGACGAACCCAUUCAAAUUCCUGGAUCCAUUCAAAGCUUUGGGGCAUUAUUAGCUAUUGAGGAAAAGGACGAUGGCCGUUUCUUGGUCCGGAUUGCAAGUGAGAAUGCAGAAAGUAUUAUUGGCCGCAAGCCUGAAGAUCUUUUCGCACUACCAUGCUUCACUCAAUUGCUAACUCCAGUGUACGAAUUGGACUUUAGAGCCAGAAUUGAAUCCAGAAAGCUCUGGCAUCAAAAAGAACAUCUUAAAGCACAUCCAGAUAUUUUUACCACGAUGCUGGAGUCAAUUCCUUAUAUCCCUAUGUAUUGUGCUUUACACUUCCGUGAGGAUGCGGGCUUGUUCAUAUGCGAGUUUGAGGCGAAGAAUAAUUUGAUGACUGACGUCCCUCCGGAGAACUGGAACCUGCCUGGAGAACAGGUCAAUAUUAUCGAUAACCAAGCUACAGAGGAGGAGCGAGUUGUAUCAACCACAAAAUAUAGUGAGCCGUUUCGCACGAUACAGAGGACCAAGAACAGGCUCGGCGAGAUGGAAAUGUUUCAUCUCGGCUGUGAGGUUCAGGAGCAGCUGAAUUCAGCUACCUCUAUAGCAUCUCUACUCGACAUAGUUGUUGGUCUUGUCUUUGAUCUGACCGGAUUUCACAGGGUCAUGGCUUAUCAGUUUGAUGAAGAUAAUGCAGGGUUGGUUAGAGCAGAGUACAUUGAUGAGAGAGCAUCAUUGGAUCUCUACCGUGGCCUCAAGUUUCCGAAUACCGACAUACCAAUUCAGGCUCGGCAGCUUUAUGCACUUAACAAGAUAAGAUUACUCUAUGAUCGAACGGAAAAGACAGCCAGACUUAUGUCUUCAACUGGAAAAUAUAAUCCCAAAAACCUCAAUCUUUCAUCAGCAUAUUUAAGGGCCAUGUCACCCGUUCACAUCAAAUAUCUGACAAACAUGGGUGUACGGGCUUCAUUCUCCAUCUCUUUGAUAGUAGAAGGUCGAUUAUGGGGUUUGAUCUCAUGUCAUGAUUAUGGCCUAGAAGGAAAGAGGGUUUCGUUCCCAAUGAGGGAGCUCUGCCGAAGUUUAGGAGACUGUACAAGCAACAACAUUGAGAAAUUAACCUAUCUCUCUCGGAUACAAGCACGACGACAUCUCGGAAAAGCGCCUCCUAAAACUUCGCCAUCACAAUAUGUCGCUGCUUCAUCCAGAGAUUUAUUGCAAAUGUUUGAAGCAGAUUUUGGGUUCUUGGCCAUUAAAGACGAGGCAAGAACAAUUGGGCGUUUGUACGCCUACAAUGAAAGUAUUUCUCUACUUCAGUAUAUCCGCAAGAAGUCGCAUACGUCUGUCUUCUACACUCAGAAUAUCUCUGCGGACUGUACAGAUAUCAUGUUUCCUGCGCAUUUUGUUUUGAUCUCAGGAUUCCUGGUGAUUCCAUUGUCUCUGUCAGGAUCAGACUUUUUGGUAUUUUUUCGUAAGGGUCAGCUAAAAGAGGUCAAGUGGGCUGGAAAUCCAAAUGAGAAAAUAUAUAAGCCUGGUACAGAGUAUCUUGAGCCAAGGGCAAGUUUCAAGAGAUGGAGUCAGCGUGUUAUAGGCACUAGUCGGGAAUGGACACGAGAACAAGUCGAGUCUGCAGGUGUUCUAAGUGCAUUAUAUGGAAGAUUCAUUGAGGUCUGGAGGCAAAAAGAAGCUAUUGUGCAACAAAACCGAAUGACACGAUUGUUGAUUCGACAAGCUGGAGCUGAAGUUCGAAACCCUUUGAAUGCUAUAAUUGGGUAUCUCGAAAUAGCACUCGAGGAAGUUCUCGACGACCAAGCCCGUCUACACCUAGAGAAGUCUUUAGGUGCAUCAAGAUCUCUUAUCCUUGUUGUGAAUGAUCUUCUCAGCUUGACAGAGGCGGAAGGAGAAGAUCCUGAAAUGUCGCAUGAUAAUGUUGUUUUAGCAGAAAUGAUGAACGAUGUCAUCCAUGAUUUUGGUGAUGAGUGUCAAAAGAAGAGUCUCAAUGUCAGGUUCGCCGAAAGUACUGACAUUCCUCCCGUGGUAAAAUGUGAUGGCGUGCGUUUGAGACAGAUGAUUACUAAUUUACUGUCAAACACUGUGAAGCAUUCAACUGCUGGCGAUGUGGUUGUUGGACUGAAAAAUGUUGAAUCUGAUGAUGAUAAGACUCGAGUCGAGAUGUUCUUUACUGACAAUGGUUCUGGAUUUACUGAGCCAGAACUCGACGGCAUAUUCCAAGACUUCGAGAAAGUCCUCGACGACGAUGACGAUGUAGACGAACCGCCAUGUCUCAACGGAGAAAAAUCCUCCAUCGGUCUCGGUCUCGCCGUCGCAGCACGAUUCGUCCGACUUAACGACGGCAAAAUAGUAAUCAACACCGAGCCUGGGCAUGGAACCACCGUCACAGUUUCAAUCCCGUUCCGCAAAUCCCAGAGUGGACAUCACUUCACUGCCAGAACACCACAAGAAGAUGCUCCCGCUCCCUCCACCAGUACCAAGACUCCAGAUUCCGAAAAUGACCUCCAAUACAACACCCCCGAAAGAUUCCAAGUCCCUCCUUCCACCCCCCUCAAAGACCCCUUCCUCACCUCCACAACCAAAAUCAUCGAAUCCCCCACAUCAAUACCUACACCCAGCACCUGUCCGCACUCCUCUCCCUCUCCAUCUCCCUCUCAAUCCCUCUCCGCCAAAUCCGUAACCACCAAUCCCAAUUACCAACUGCAAUAUCCCUUCCCCAUCAUGGAUUUGCCUUCCCAACCCGAGAUCCGCAAUCUCAAUGUCCUCGUCGCAGAAGAUAAUCCGCUGAAUAGUCGACUGUUGGAAGAACGGCUCAGGAAAAGAGGACAUGUGGUUACGGUGAAGAUUAAUGGGCAAGCAUGUGCGGAAGCCGUGAUGGCUACACCGGAUGGUUUUGAUAUUGUUUUGAUGGAUAUACAGAUGCCCAUCCUCAACGGUUUCUCCUCCACAACCCUGAUCCGCUCCUUCCUAACCAGCACUCUCCCCCUCCCCCCCACCUCCCCCCGCGCAUCACUCUACGGCCGACUCCCCAUCAUCGCCGUCUCGGCUUCUCUCGAAGAAUCAAAAAGAGAUGAGUAUAUCGACCGUGGUUUUGACGGCUGGAUCCUCAAACCGAUUGAUUUUCGGAUGUUGGAGGAGCUGCUGGCGAGUGUGGAGGAUGAGGGGAGAAGAGAAGGGUUGCUGUAUGGGAGAGAGGGGGUGAAGUGGAGAAAAGGGGGGUGGUUGAGAUUGAGGGGGUGA
This is a messenger RNA of Botrytis byssoidea, 3621 nucleotides long. RefSeq lists its product as uncharacterized. The transcript is spliced from 6 exons. Bases 1 to 3621 code for a protein of 1206 amino acids. Gene Ontology annotation, biological process: regulation of DNA-templated transcription; phosphorelay signal transduction system; detection of visible light. The record is from RefSeq and is a predicted model, not a curated record. Gene Ontology annotation, molecular function: phosphorelay sensor kinase activity; protein binding. NCBI's taxonomy places the organism in Eukaryota, Fungi, Ascomycota, Leotiomycetes, Helotiales, Sclerotiniaceae.